Molecule: messenger RNA, 3631 nt
Organism: Lampris incognitus (smalleye Pacific opah)
Lineage: Eukaryota; Metazoa; Chordata; Actinopteri; Lampriformes; Lampridae
Gene: lztr1
Product: leucine zipper like post translational regulator 1
Exons: 19
Coding region: 429-2771 (780 amino acids)
Cellular component (GO): Golgi apparatus
Molecular function (GO): protein binding
Source: RefSeq, a predicted model, not a curated record
UGUGUAGCUUGGAAAUUGAUUAGUAGUUUCCGGCAAUUUGAAUGAAUUAUACAGCAGAGGGCUGCUAUAAAGGAGAAAGAGGGUUUGCAUAAAUUAAUAAUUUCACGCCUUUAUUUUCCUUGCUGCCAUUUGCAAUUUAUCGAUAAUGCUAAAUAAGUAACUAAGCUAGCUGGAUAGCUAGUGUUAGCUACACAGCUUUUUCUAUUUUCUUUUUUGUGUGUGCAUAUAUUGUUGUUACCGAUCUCUUUCCGCUGGGAUAAUGUGAAUAUAUGAACGUUCCAAGCUGCUCUGUUAGCCGAUAGUCGCUGACCAGUAAAUCUUCAAUGCAGGAGGACAGUUUACACUGAUCGUGAUGGCGUCGCUCUAAGACGCGCCUCGAGCUAACUGGCUCUGAAUGUGAUUAGUUAGCUGUGGCGAGGAUCGCGACAAUGUCUUGCAGAUCUACCAAAGUCGCCCCAAGUGUUGAUUUCGACCACAGUUGUUCAGACAGCGUGGAAUAUCUGACGUUAAAUUUUGGGCCAUUUGAGACUGUCCAUCGGUGGAGGAGGCUCCCUCCAUGUGACGAGUUCGUUGGUGCAAGGCGCAGCAAGCAUACUGUUGUGGCAUACAGGGAUGCCAUAUAUGUCUUCGGCGGAGAUAAUGGGAAGAAUAUGCUGAAUGAUUUGCUUCGUUUUGAUGUGAAGGACUGCUCUUGGUGUCGAGCCUUCACCACCGGAACCCCACCUGCUCCCAGAUAUCACCACUCGGCUGUUGUUUAUGGCAGCAGCAUGUUUGUUUUUGGGGGCUACACUGGAGAUAUCUACUCAAACUCUAACUUGAAAAACAAAAAUGAUCUAUUUGAGUACAAGUUUGCCACAGGACAAUGGACAGAGUGGAAAGUAGAGGGCAGCUUGCCAGUGGCCAGAUCAGCACAUGGGGCCACAGUCUACAAUGAUAAGCUAUGGAUUUUUGCUGGCUACGAUGGAAAUGCCAGAUUGAAUGAUAUGUGGACUAUCAGUCUUCAGGAUCGCGAGCAUGCUUGUUGGGAGGAGAUUGAUCAGAGUGGUGAGAUUCCACCAUCUUGUUGCAACUUCCCUGUGGCCGUAUGCAGGGAUAAGAUGUUUGUUUUUUCUGGGCAGAGUGGAGCCAAAAUCACAAACAACCUUUUCCAGUUUGAGUUCAAAGGGCACAUGUGGACACGCAUCCCCACUGAACACCUAUUGCGAGGCUCGCCCCCACCUCCCCAAAGACGCUAUGGCCACACCAUGGUAGCGUUUGACCGCCACCUGUAUGUAUUCGGAGGUGCUGCUGACAACACUCUGCCCAAUGAGCUUCACUGUUAUGAUGUUGACUCUCAGACUUGGGAGGUGAUCCAGCCUAGUAUGGACAGUGAGAUGCCAAGUGGGAGACUCUUCCAUGCAGCUGCUGUGAUUCAGGAUGCCUUGUACAUCUUUGGCGGGACAGUGGACAACAAUGUGCGCAGCGGGGAGAUGUACAGAUUCCAGUUCUCUUGUUAUCCAAAGUGCACCCUCCAUGAGGACUAUGGCAAACUUUGGGAGAAUCGUCAGUUCUGUGAUGUGGAGUUUAUUCUCGGGGAGAGGGAGGAGCGAGUUCUGGGGCAUAUUGCCAUAGUGACUGCAAGAUGUCAGUGGCUCAGGAAGAAGAUCUUGCAGGCACGGGAUAAGCAAAGACAGAAGAGUAAACAGGACAGCAGCGAGGAAAUUGAAGAGGGGGCAGCUGGUGGCCCAAGAGAUAUCCCAGGAUGCAGCAGGCCAUCGGGUACGCAGCCUCUGCUAGAAGUAUCCAUCAGGGAAGCAGAGGCCCAACCCUUUGAAGUGCUAAUGCAGUUCCUCUACACAGACAAGAUCCAGUACCCACGCAGAGGUCAUGUCCAGGAUGUUCUCCUGAUCAUGGAUGUGUACAAACUCGCCCUUAGUUUUAAGCUGUCACGACUAGAGCAACUCUGUGUUCAAUACAUUGAGGCAUCUGUAGACCUGCAAAAUGUUCUGAGUGUUUGUGAGAAUGCCAACAAGCUGCAACUGGACCAGCUCAAGGAACAUUGCCUUAAUUUUGUGGUGAAGGAGUCGCACUUUAACCAGGUGAUCAUGACGAAGGAGUUUGAGCACCUGUCUACUCCUCUGAUUGUGGAGAUAGUGCGACGUAAGCAGUUGCCUCCUCCCAGGCUGUACUCAGACCAGCCUGUGGACAUAGGAACAUCCCUGGUGCAGGACAUGAAGGCUUACCUAGAGGGAGGUGGUUUGGAGUUCUGUGACAUUAUCCUGCUGUUAGAUGGACACCCACGGCCUGCUCAUAAGGCCAUACUGGCUGCCCGCUCCAGUUACUUUGAGGCGAUGUUCCGUUCAUUUAUGCCUGAGGAUGGUCAGGUGAACAUCUCCAUCGGUGAGAUGGUUCCAAGUAAACAGGCCUUUGAGUCCAUGUUGCGCUACAUAUACUAUGGUGAUGUCAAUAUGCCUCCAGAAGAUUCGCUAUAUCUGUUUGCAGCACCAUACUACUAUGGAUUUUCAAAUAACAGGCUGCAAGCCUACUGCAAACAGAAUCUAGAGAUGAACGUCACUGUGGAGAAUGUCUUACAGAUUCUAGAGGCAGCGGACAAGACACAAGCCCUGGACAUGAAGAAGCACUGCCUACACAUUAUUGUCCACCAGUUCAUCAAGGUAUCCAAGCUCCCCAAUCUGCGGUCUCUCAGCCAGCUGCUGCUGUUGGACAUCAUCGAGUCCCUGGCCACUCACAUAUCAGACAAACAGUGUGCCGAGAUGGGCUCUGACAUUUAGGAUGACCAAGGAUAAACUGGCCUCAUUUCUCUUCCUGCAGAAGCCUGCAUAUGUCCUCUUCCUCCACACUACUUCUAGUCAUUCCCUGUUCCCCACAUGCAGUACCGUUCUUUAUGUUGGACCUCGCAUGUCUUUUCUUCCCAAUGGUUAUUUUCUCCACACCAAACUGUAUUAGGUUCUUUUUAGGUAUACAUGUGAAAUUACAUCAUGCCGGAUGCUGUGUUAGUCCAUGUCUCGACCAGUAGUGUUAGUACUGCUAAUGAUCAUAAGUACCAUUUUUAUCCAUUUAAUCCUCACAUAUUUAUGCUGCAUCUACAGAGAAAAACUCCAAUCAGGGUUUGAUUCUGGGCAGUACUGCUGCUGAACUUGUUACCUUUGUUCUGUCUGAGAUAUGCAAUGUAAGAAUUCAUACUGAUGGCACUAUAUAGUAGAUGUUUCAUUGAAAUUGUUUCUGUAAAAAAAUCUAUCCAUCAAGUUAGGUUCACAGUCAUCUAAAUGCAACUCAAUGUGUUUAGUUACGUGGAUCAUAAUGCUCACUUGUACCUGAUAUUUGCUUGCAAGUAUUUUAGAUGGGAGCAUUUUAUUAAAAAUGCUGUAAGAAAUCAGAAUUAUUUGUUGGAGUUGUUUAUGACAUGUAUAGCUUGUUGCAGCUAUUUGUAUGUUGCUUGAUGGUUAUUUGACAUUGAUAAACAGAACUGAUAUUUGACAUUUUAACUUCCUGCCACUGCAGGUGGCAAAGGGUUGAGCUCUUUUUACCUCUAUAAUAUAGCAGUGUGCAUUUAAUGGCAACAAUGUGCUAUUGUUAAAUGUUAGUUCACAUGACUUCCAUGUAUUUAAUGCCUUAAUAAAUAUAUUUGUGA